AUGACUGCCGCUUCAGUAGGCAAGUCCAAUCUUGAGCUUGUCAACGAUUGCGACAAAUCGCCGCGGGAGCCUGCACGGCUGUGGUGGUUUAUGCUUGAGCGCUGCACUCAGCCCGUCGGUCGCUUGGAUUCGUAUGUGAAGAGUCAGAUUCCAGUUGGAUCGGCGCAUUGGCGGAUCGAUCCUGAUAGACGAACCGUUACCCUGCUCGGGACAUCUCGCGAUGAACGAGAUGCCCGCAUGGACGUCUUUCUCCGCUCCAUGAGGAAUAGUGGCAUUUUGCCUGAACUUUCGGCUUGGACUGGCGAAGAAAAUGCUGUUUAUGGCCCUGGGCGCUCGGUGCUGCUGAGCUUGGAGCGCGCUGCGGCGCCUUUGUUCGGCAUCACCACUUACGGAGUGCAGCUUCUGGCGUAUACGAACACAAUAGAUGGCCUCAAAGUGUGGCUACAGAAGCGAGCAAGACAUAAACAGACCUACGCAGGGCUACUGGACAGCACCGUUGGCGGGCGAAUCCGCAGCGAUGAAAGCCCUCUGCAGGCGCUGGUUCGUGAAGCCGAUGAGGAGGCCACCAUCCCGCCUGAUAUGGUUCAAGAAGCCGCUAUUGCAGUCGGCGCAGUAAGUUAUCUCGACAUCACCCAGGAACGGGUUCCAGGUCAAGGAGUACGUCUUAACCCCGAUACUCGGUUGAUAUAUGAGCUUGAGCUCCCUACGGAGUUGCAACCCGUCCCAAAAGAUGGAGAAGUAGAGGAAUUCGUAUUGCUGGACAUGAAGGAAAUGAACGAGGCCAUGAGAAUGGGCCGAUGCACUCCAGGGAAAGCUCUUAUCAUGCUUGACUUUUUCAUCAGAAGAGGGAUUCUCAAUUAUGAGAACGAACCCGACUAUCUCGAGAUAGUCUCACGGCUACAUCGAAAUCAUGAGCACGGCUACGCAUAG
Messenger RNA from Neoarthrinium moseri, 930 nucleotides. RefSeq lists its product as uncharacterized. Bases 1 to 930 code for a protein of 309 amino acids. NCBI's taxonomy places the organism in Eukaryota, Fungi, Ascomycota, Sordariomycetes, Amphisphaeriales, Apiosporaceae. Gene Ontology annotation, molecular function: hydrolase activity. The record is from RefSeq and is a predicted model, not a curated record. The transcript is spliced from 2 exons.